AACUGGCUUUCUAAUCACAUGGCGGGGGCAGCAACAUUCUCACCGUUCAUCACUCUCACCUCUACCAAACUCCUCUCCUCACUCCCACCAUCUCCAACAUUAUCUUCAUCCCCAAUUCCAUCACUUCAUCAACAACAAUUUACCACUUGCCGCCAUGGAAGCCCCAUACUGCACAUCUGCUACGGAAACUUGAAUGGUUUGACGGGAAAGGAAGCGGUGGGAAUUGAUGAAGCGUUCUUCGAUGAAGAAGAAGUGAUGGAGGAGGAGGAGGAGAGCGACGAAGACGACACAGAAAGCAGUAUUGAUUUGCUCUUCAGAUUCUUACACAGCAUGUUUAAGAAGGUUUCCAAGCGUGCUAAGAAGGCCUCUCGUUCUAUGUUACCCGACAUCAUAUCUCCCCAGCUGGUGGCUUUCGCUGUUGAUGGGGUUCUUCUUUUGGCUUCGCUAUGCAUCCUGAAGGCACUUCUUGAGGUGGUCUGCACCCUUGGAGGCAUGGUAUUCGUGGUAAUCCUUCUCCUACGUGUGAUAUGGGCAGCUAUGUCCUACUUUGAAUCGAGUGGGGAUAACUUCAAUCAGAGUGGAACGUCCUACAACAGGGCACAGCCAGUGACAUAAUUAUUCAUUACCCAAGGCUUUCUCCAUUCAGUCUUACUGCUGUAAAUCCUGAAAUAUUUUCGCCAUUUUGAGUUCUUACAUGAUAAUAUUGGCAUCAACUCUUUUAAUAAUAAGGGUAUAUUGAUUAAACCACAUUUUUUUAGGUCAAGUGAUUUCUGUUAGUGGUAUAGGUAUAGAUGAGUUUGUUAUUACAUUAUACCGGAGUAAUCCUUUUGCCUUUUUGUUUUU
Messenger RNA from Ilex paraguariensis (yerba mate), 843 nucleotides. The record is from the annotation of a GenBank genome assembly. Lineage: Eukaryota; Viridiplantae; Streptophyta; Magnoliopsida; Aquifoliales; Aquifoliaceae.